AUUCUGAUUCGCCGUGAUUCGAAUGGAAGGUUCGGCGCCGCGGUGAGUUUCGUCUGCAGUGUGACUUAAGCCGUUACGACCAGACGAACCAGGAAGCACCGUGGACAAAAAUCGAAUCAAUUAAAAGGAACGGAGAAGUAAUAAAGCAAAUCAGACGAUGUUUAGGACAAGCAGGAGAUGGACAUUUUCGUUGAAGAAUAAUUUCUAUCAAAUCAUUGAGUACUUCUGUCUAUUUGGCGCCUUUUAAACAAACCUUUAUGGAGAUAUAUAUGGAGUUUAAAAUGCAUGGAAUAUGUAUACUCUGGUGCGCUUUCUUUCAACUCACACUCACAGCAGAAAUUGCAUCUGCAAACGUUCUGGACGUGGCAUGCAUCAACUUCAACCCCGUCUUCGAUGCCAGCUCCUCGGCUUCGUAUUCCGGAAUCUUGAAUGGGGCUAGUAUCGCCAGCGAAGUGUCCUUCCAGCGAUCUGUCGACUUGAGCUCAGGAGCGAGGCAAUCGAACUGGUGUCCGCUUGGGGAUGCAGCGGCAGGAUGUGGGUUGCCUGAAGGAUCGACCGUUGACGCAAUGGGAAGAGUCACUUUUGAUUCUUCGGUUGGCGACAAAUUUGGCGUUUACGGAUGCCGGGCUGAGAGAUACAACUGGACCACCAUGACGUCUACUUUAUUCAUCAGAGAUGACGCCCAUUUCACUCCAAAAUACUUCACGGUGAGAGUCAGUCUGGACGAAGAGGUCAGCCUUGUAAUGAACCCUGGAUCAUCCGGCGGGAGUGGCUCGCUGAGCUGGCACUUGAAUCAUGUAGAUGGGCGCCAAAGCGACCUAUCCUCCAGAGUUUCGUCGAAUUCACUUAACAUCAGCAGGGCUAAUAAAGAGGACCAUGCCGGUAUCCAUCACUACUUCUAUACAGGCGAACCGGAUCGAGGGGGUCUUAUGAAGCUCAUUGUCAGAGGAUGUCUUGAUAACUAUUGGGGACCCGAGUGUCAGUACACCUGUCCUACAUGUUACAACGGAGGAGUCUGUGAUGAUGUUAGUGGACGUUGCGUUUGUCCACCCGGUUUCACUGGUGACCAUUGUCAGACUGCGUGUGAUCAGGGCAAGUUUGGUCAGGGCUGUUUAGGGUCUUGCGAAGCCAUUGGAUCUGGUCGAAAUGACUGCAGCGGUGCCGUUUUCUGCCUUCCCGAUCCCUACGGAUGCUCGUGUGCUGCUGGGUGGAUGGGGUUGAAUUGCAACCAAGCCUGUCCUGGUGGAACUUACGGAGCAGGAUGUACAGAGACUUGUCACUGCAACUCAUCCGAACCUUGUGACCUCAUCACGGGGGCAUGCUCCAAUGGGUGCGAAGAUGGCUGGACUGGCGACCAAUGCCAAGUCACUGUUCUGGACAUUACAUCUGUGCUGCGACGAGGAGGCGUACACGAUGCCGCGGAUGGUACCAAUUUCGUCGGCAUAUUCAUGAUCGGUGACAGCGCAAUUACUGGAGACCUCUCCUUGAGAUAUUACAUUGGCCGAGAGGUUGAUACUGGACCCGGAGAGACUGGCCAUGGGGCAUACUUUAUAGUUGAUGGUGGAGAGCAGACACAGGACUUGCAAGAGACCGGGCUGCCUCUGGGAACAAGCAUUGUCAAAUCUUCAACUCCCUUGCAACAUUCACUAAGAGCUGGAUUUGAUAAGACAAAUGGAGGGGAUGCACGAGUUGGUGCCUAUCGGAUGUCUGUUGAUUACAAAGGGUGGACAGAGAGGAACAUCUUGCUGAACGAGUAUCGUGGCGAUUCCAAUUCAGAAGUUUGGCCCGAGAAAUUAUCGAGUACGACAGGAGUUGGCGAGACCGUAACUCUCGCGGUAUCAACGAAUGCGUCUGUGAGCACUUCUUCUUUGAGAUGGCGAGUCAAUGGAGGUAGUGUACGUACGGAAUGGAAUGGAGUGUCAUCAGUGACAAUCAAAGAUGUUAGGAAAUCAGAUGAAGGAAUAUAUGAGUGCUAUGUCCAGAAUAACAGGGAGAGCGGAAAUCAUGCCAUUCUUAAGCUCAUUGUCAGAAGUUGUCCAUCUUCUAAAUAUGGUUUCAAUUGCUCAAAGAACUGCCCUGUGUGUUAUGGCGGUGGGAUAUGCCAUGACAUCACUGGGGAAUGUGUAUGCCGAUCAGGAUUCCAAGGAGUUAACUGCGAAACACUCUGCGGUGACAAUCUAUGGGGGAAAUCAUGUACUGUGAAGUGUUCUUCGAGCAAUCCUGGCUGCCCUGAACGACUCUUUUCCCCACCAGACCCUGUCGGGAUGUCGUGUAUCAUAGGAUAUGAGGGAAACAGGUGUCAGACAGAGUGCUCUGGUGACCAUUUUGGUGCUGGUUGUGAACUUGCAUGUAACUGUGAUGGUACCUGUGACCGUAUUACCGGAUGUGCAGGGCAGUGCUCAGACAAUUUCGAAGGGACAUAUUGCCAAGCCCUGAGAUCGGAUCUUGCUUGUCCAGAUGGCUAUUUUGGUACUUUGUGUAAGUAUCCAUGUCACUGCGAAGGAGGGAUGAACUGUGAAAGAACCAGCGGUCACUGCCCCAGUGGAGUCGCGUGCGCCGAGGGAUGGGCAGGUUCAGAUUGUCAGCAAGCCCUUCCACGACUGCUUCAAUCACCUUAUGUGUUUGAUGUCACCAACGAUUCAGUCCUCCUCGUAUGGAAUGCAUGGACGGACGGUUACGACUACGGCAACGGCCCUGCUGAUUCCUACCAGGUUGAUUACACUUGGACCGAUGACACAGGAAUCACUGGACGCUCUGAGACACCUAUGACAAUCGAAGGAGAUAGCACAGCUGAGAUCACUGGUCUUUUCGGUUUUAGGAACUACAGUUUCUACGUCAGAGUUAGGAGCGAAGUCGAGGGUCAGGUCAUUGCAGGUGUGACUAGUGGUCCAAUCAGUGCCAGAACUGAUUGUGGAGCUCCACUACUGGAACCGACCAUUCUUUCUACAAUCGUCAAUGGAACAGACAGUGUCACUCUGGAAUGGGAGGUCCCCGAAACCCCUUCGUCAUCAUGGCUUCAAUGUGAUUCAACGAUCUUUGGCUACAACCUUACCUAUUGGCCGAAGGAAGAUCCAACUAACUCUACAACUAUCCCAGUGGAUAGCAGUGGUGACGUAGUUGUUCAAACAGUUCAAAAGCUGGAUAGCUGCACGGAGUACAUGUUCUCCGUGGUCAUAGUUAAUUCAAUAAAUUUAGCCGGGCCUGCGAAUUGGACAUCAGCAAUGACUGAGAAGAUACCUCCUCAACCAGUGGAAAGUGCUGAUGCGAUUUCAGAUUCGUACAAUCAUCUGAUGAUCACGUGGUCAGAGCCAUUCAGCCAAUGCGGUGCUCCAAUUUACAAUGUAUCACGUAGGCUCCUUCUCCUUGAUCAGUGCGACGAUUCAUUCGCUGAUACAGUAACUUGGGAGGUUAGGAACGAUUCCAACAUUGAAUAUGAUGACCUGCUGCCGUACUCCACCUACGAAUUUACAGUCCUGGCCACCAUACAAGACUACGAUGCAGAAUCGGUCUACCUGAUAACACAUAACUCAACCGAGUCUAAUUCUACGGCGGCUCCCGAAGAUUUAAGUGUGGACACAGCAGUAAAGGGAGAAUUGGAGUAUCGUUGGAACAGUCCCCCAUGCGGAGAUCGUAGAGGGGCCGUAAGUUAUGACUACGCAUUCCAAGAAGAGGGAGGAGUUGACUUGCGAACUGGAAACCUUAUGGCGACAAAUAAACUCUUUGAUGGUCUAAAACAUUACGUGACGUAUGACUUUGAGGUCUGUCCAAGAACAACAGUGGGAACGGGUCCCUGCAUCUUCAAUCAAACCCGAACGCUUCCGAGUGAACCAACUCGAAUUCUCGGUUUCGAUAGCGAAGACGGCUCAACGAAUCAGACAUACAUUGCCAUCACGUGGGAGAAGCCUCAGUUAAUGAAUGGUGUAUUUGUAAGGUACGACAUCCAGAAGAAUGAAGAGGAUAUCAUCAACAUCGAGGACGAGGAAGACCGAAGCUACUCGUUUUCGGAUCUGGAACCAGACACAGAAUAUUCCAUCAGGGUACGGGCUGUGAGCAAUGGAGGACCUGGUCCUUGGGAUUCAAAAGUUGUUAGAACUGUACCAAUACCCGAACCUGGAUCUCCGGAGACGCCUUUUGCCACGGCAAAGACUUCCAGCUCCAUCACUAUAGAGUGGCCACAUAUCAACAAUGUAGAUCUAGGAAUAUAUCAGAUAACAAGUUAUACUGUCAGUUAUUCAUCAAGCACGGGCGGUGAAAAUACCGCAGAUGUCAAAAAUAUAACAGAUCCAAUGGUAUUCACGAUCUCACAGCUGAAAUCUGUAACGGAGUACUACAUCAAGGUUCGUGCUGUCAAUGAAGGUGGACCUGGUGGUUGGUCUGGUAGUCUGAUCGAAUCUACUGAGCAAAUACCGAAUGAAAUAAAUGCUUUGGCCAUAGGAAUGGGAGUUGGCAUUCCACUUCUCAUCUUCUUCAUUGUUUCAACAGGGUUUAUCUUCUAUAAGAAAAGGAGGAAUGCUCCACCACCGCCUUCAAAGGAAUACGAUCUAGAGAAUGUGAAUGAGAAUGAAUAUGGUGGCUCUUCAAACCUGGUACCGGUACAUACAACCAAUCCAAGCAACUCCAAACCGAAGCCCCCUCUCAAGAAGCGACCUUCACCAUAUCAGCCUAUACCGGUUAGCGAUCUGGGAAAGGAAAUCAGCGCUAAACGGAUGUCACACGAAGAAUUCGGGAAGGAAUUUAAGGCCUUGGUGAAUAGAAGUGAUGAGGGAUGCAUUGGAAGUAAUCCAGAGAAUAAAUCAAAGAACAGAUACAAGAAUAUCAUUACUUAUGAUGAACACCGAGUGAAACUCAACAGGUUGCCGACAGAACCGGGAGCGGAUUACAUUAACGCCACUUUCAUUGAUGGUUACAAAAAGGAAAAUGCUUUCAUUGCCACGCAAGGACCAAAUGAUGCCACUCUGGAUGGUUUCUGGCAAAUGGUUUAUGAGCAGAGGACAGCGACCAUUGUCAUGCUGACGAACCUGCGUGAGAAUAACAAGCCAAAAUGUAGUCAAUACUGGCCUAUCUCUGGGGAGCUUAAACGAUAUGGUGAAUUGGAAGUCUUUGCGAGAGAAGUAAAAGAGGAGGGAAGUUACGUGCUCCGGAUGUUCGACGUUGGGAAGCCUGGAAGAACACCUCACAGAGUGUCCCAAUACCACUACACCAUAUGGCCCGAUAUGGAAGUCCCAGAAAGCUCCCAACCGCUUCUUGACUUCAGGGAUAUAGUGAAGAGUUCCAACCCCAAAGGAGCUGGGCCAAUCAUAGUCCACUGCAGUGCCGGGGUAGGACGAACCGGUACUUAUAUAAGCAUUGACUGCAUGAUGGAAAUGAUUGAAGCGGAAUCGAAAAUCGAUGUCUUUAACUUUGUGAACAACAUGAGGAAGCGAAGGGCAUAUAUGGUACAAGUACAGCAACAAUAUGAAUUCAUCUACGAGACACUUCUCCAAUGGACUGUUUGUAAGAAGGUAUCAUUCAGUCUACUCGAUUUACAGUCUACUGUCAAGUCCUGGAAAACUACUCGAGAUGCUUCAGGAAAAACCGAGAUGUUGAGACAAUAUGAGGUUCUUGAAUUCAUGGCCCCUCGGGAAUUAAUAGGAAUGAACCAGAAGGGCUCAGCGCCUGAAAAUGCACCAAAGAAUCGCUACCCUCAUUUGGUACCAGUGGACAAAUCUAAACCUUUGUUGAUGACGCCUGGGGAAAAAGCGGCCGACAAUGAUUAUAUCAACGCAUCUUUCUUUGAUGUUGAGGGUCGUAAGAACGCCCACGUGUGUACGCAAUGCCCUCUGAAGUCUACCGUAGGAGAUUUCUGGCGCCUUGUAUGGGAUUACGAAAUAAACACGAUCAUUCACCUCAACGAAAUGGACUCGACAUGCACGCAGUACUGGCCGGAUAGCAAUACAGUCGAAUCCGGUUCGUUUACAAUCGAGCUACUCUCGGAUAGAAAGCUUUCAGAGACCAUGUUUGAACGGGUCCUCCAAAUUACCUCGUCCAAGAAAAAGGGGAAACAUAAGAUAACACAGUUUCAAUAUCUGGGAUGGCCAAAUCAUUCACUGGUUCCGAGCUCCAAGAUGGACUUCUUUGAUCUUCUUAUGCAAGCUGAGAAUAACAAUGCCUCUGAGAAGAAGUUCCUCAUCGUUUGUAUGGAUGGGGUUGGGGCUUCACCGACCUUCCUCGCCGCCCUUGCUGCUAUCGACAAAGUAAGGGAAGACAAGGUGGUCGAUGUAUUCAGCGCAGUCAAACGUCUUCGCAAGUCUAGACCGGGAGUUGUUGACAAAUUGGAACGGUAUGAGUUCUGCUAUGAUGUAUUAGCAGCCUAUCAGGAUUCAGUGCAGACCUAUGCCAACUACAUGUGAGAAACGGACACCAGUGGCUCCUCAAAGUGUGCUUCAAGCUUGUCAGACUUUUUUCUUUCACACCAGAAUUACAAAUAAAAUAGAUUCAACGUGACCAAUCGGAUGUGACCUGAAAAAACGCAAGAAUUUGUUUUUCUUUGACAUAAAAAAGGCUAUUAAGUAUCUUUUUUGGGGCACGUGCAGGCCUUUAAAAUGUUUUAUGAAUUUAAUAUUCGAGGAAAACCUCUCAGCUCAUAGGAUAAUGUUAGAAAAUAUUUAAAUCCAAUAUAAUUGUACUUCUUCAUUUGUACAUUAAUAGUAACGAUAAUGUCCUUUUUAUAACGUGAAUAGAAGUCAAAGAAUUUAGUAAUUUAUCGAGAUUUUUAUACAUAUUUUUGUUUUAUGAUAUAUUCGAUAUAAGGCUUGUACACCGUAGAAUCAUGUUUAAUAUUUUAAGCAACACAGUUUCAGCCCGUCAACCUAAGAACUAUUUUUGAACUUUCAAACAAACGGCUUUUUCGUUCAGUGUCUCGAAAGAAGAAAAAAAAUCACCAUCUCGGUCUUUCUGCCCAACAUUUUUUUUUCUCUAAACAGUAACCCCGCCAUACAGCUAUGUAUGUUUGCAAUUAUCUCGUUGUCUUUCUAUGAUUGUCUCAAUCUCCACCCCCUUUCUGUACCUUCGUAUUUUUGUCAUUAAAAAUAUAUAUUUUAUCUUUUUAUUCGUCCUUUGUCUUGUUAGUAUGAACAUUGGCAAAAUGAGCAUCCACAGUGUUUUGACAAACUCAUCAUCCGCCAUGGACAUGUUGGGCGUUCUGUAUGUUUCCAAUGUCCAAUGUGGUUUACCUCUGACUCUUCGGAUAAUGGGAACUAGUUGUCAGUGUUUGGUCUCGUUUUGUCAGUACCAUAUAUUUUUAUAUUGCAAUAAUUAAGUGUCGGGCAGCAAUAUACCAUGUUGCGUUUGUGGAAAUGUUGCAUUUUUCAUACAAAUUUUGUUAU
Molecule: messenger RNA, 7364 nt
Organism: Lytechinus pictus (painted urchin)
Lineage: Eukaryota; Metazoa; Echinodermata; Echinoidea; Temnopleuroida; Toxopneustidae
Product: receptor-type tyrosine-protein phosphatase kappa-like
Exons: 39
Coding region: 258-6389 (2043 amino acids)
Biological process (GO): protein dephosphorylation
Molecular function (GO): protein binding; protein tyrosine phosphatase activity
Source: RefSeq, a predicted model, not a curated record